Messenger RNA from Corythoichthys intestinalis (scribbled pipefish), 2184 nucleotides. It is a transcript of the gene dnajb9a, whose product is annotated as DnaJ heat shock protein family (Hsp40) member B9a. The record is from RefSeq and is a predicted model, not a curated record. Gene Ontology annotation, cellular component: endoplasmic reticulum. The coding region runs from base 695 to 1330 and encodes 211 amino acids. Lineage: Eukaryota; Metazoa; Chordata; Actinopteri; Syngnathiformes; Syngnathidae. The transcript is spliced from 3 exons. Gene Ontology annotation, molecular function: misfolded protein binding; protein-folding chaperone binding.
GUUUUGAGUCUGAAUAGAAGAAGGAGCCGUGGCAGCUGUGUCCAGUGUCAUACUAGAACAACUAGGUGAUGCGCUCACUGGAUGCUUAGGAGGACCAGUAGAAACAGAAGUGGUUUCCACAACUUUUGAUUCUGGUGUCGAUGGCACAUUUUUUCCACCCUUAUUAGUUUUGAGUCGGGAAAAUUUGGAGAGAAGGUCCGUUUGCGUCACAGCUUUGGAAACUGUGUCCAAUGUGUUCUUUACACGAGACAUGUGUUGGCUAAGACCUGUAGACCAGCGUGACGCUGAAGUGUUCAAACAAAGGCCACUGGUGUGGAGCCCAAGCUUCUGCCUCACGAACUGGUUAGCCCUGUAGAGCCAAGCUGUCUGAGCCUGGAGCCUCGAGUGGAGGAUGUGCUUCUGACUGAGGUGGGCCGCCCUCCCAUAACAAGGGUUCUGGACAUUGAGUGAAAAGUACAGAGUACCUGAGGAGGAAAAAGGUAAGGAUGCAGAUUUGCUAGGGUGCCAUGAGUAAGAUGUUCUGUUUAGUUUCAUCCAGGAACUGAGACACCAUUUAUGACUCAUCGUUUUGCGUGCCAAGCGUUCAUUCCAUCCAAUGGAACUUUAGCUCUACACUCCUUUCCAUAAGCCCCUGGUGAAGAUCAACACAAAAAAUGGGAGGGACAUAAACAACAAGACAAUGGGCAGCUGAGCCAUGGCUAAUGCUCAGUCUGCUCUAAAGAUGGCCGUGUGCCUGCUAGUGAUUGCAGAGCUGCUUCUUGCCAAGAAGGACUACUACGACAUACUGGGAGUGCCCAAAGACGCCACUGAGCGGCAGAUUAAGAAAGCUUUUCACAGGCUUGCCAUGAGGUACCAUCCCGAUAAGAACAAAAACCCCGACGCUGAAGUGAGAUUCAGGGAAAUUGCUGAAGCUUAUGAAACCUUAUCUGACACGACGAGAAGACGUGAGUACGACCAGUUUGGUGCUGGCGCUUUUUAUUUCACAGGAGGGAGGCAGCAGCGACCAAACCCGCACCAACCUUUCACCUUCAAAUUCGAUGACAUCUUCAAGGACUUUGACAUGUACAGCCAUAACAACAGACACGCCCGGCGCAGGCAACCCUUCGAUGAACAUUCGCAAAGAGAACCCCAUAGCCGACACAGACGGCAAUUUCAAGGAUCAGGCGUCUUUGGGGAUGUGUUUGACGACAUCGAGAAGAUGUUCGCCGUCCACAGGCACCCAACACACACGGAAGGCGUCUUUCGUACUACAUCCAAACAGCACUGUAGAACAGUGACGCAGCGCAGAGGGAAUAUGGUUACCACAUACACAGACUGCACUGCACCAUAGAUGCAAUACAGACCUUACUGAUAUAUGAUGCAUUUUUUUAUGAACUGAAAAGCUACAUUUGAAUGUGUUGAGGUAUACUAAGGUGAUACAUUUCCACAAAGUUUUAGGUAAAUUUCCAAGAAUAAUUCAGUAUUAUAUAUUGCAGUGAAAAAACUGCAGGCAAGAGUUGAAUGUAGUCUCACUAGCUUUUUUUUUGGUCUUAAAGGUCUAAAUAAUUUCGCACACCCUCAUAAAAUUGGUAAAUGAGAAAUGCAUCAAUUAACUUAUGUUUGGAUUCUGUUAAAAGAGAGUUUUUAAUACGUUAAACUUUGUGUGAAUAUAAAACUAACUGGUUUUGAAAUUUUUACAUUUUGUCAGAAGUCUCAUACACUGGAAAAGGGUUGAGCAGUACAAUUUUAUCAAUUUGUCUGUGUAUGGUAUUUGACCUUAUUAGAAUUAACACCUUUGAGUAUCAAUACUUUUAAGAAAAGAACAUUUUCCAAACACGUAUUACUUUAUUCUAAGCUUGUGGUAGGAGAUGACUUUUACACUUGUGUGCAAUAUAUAUAUAUUUAUUUGUUGAAAAAUAUAAAAUCCAAGCACUUGCCUUUCUCCAAGAGAUCAUGGAUCAUAAAAAUCUGAUGAAACGUCGUCACCAAAUGUCCCAUAUUAAUAGCUGUAUCAUGACGAACCUUUCAUGGAAUUGCUGUUAUUUUGCUUAGCACAGAGCUAAUACAUUUUUAUGACUCUGAAUACCUAUCAAAAUAAAGGUGGCAAUACAUGUUUUUGUAAUCAAAUCAAUAUAAAGUAGAUGAGAAAGUAUUGCAUUCCAUUAGUUUUGUUUCAAUAUUUGUGUUAUUUAACAUAUAUAUAUA